Fusarium poae is the source of this 1872-nucleotide messenger RNA. RefSeq lists its product as uncharacterized. Lineage: Eukaryota; Fungi; Ascomycota; Sordariomycetes; Hypocreales; Nectriaceae. Gene Ontology annotation, molecular function: cysteine-type endopeptidase activity; cysteine-type deubiquitinase activity. Gene Ontology annotation, cellular component: nucleus; cytosol. The transcript has a single exon. Bases 1 to 1872 code for a protein of 623 amino acids. The record is from RefSeq and is a predicted model, not a curated record. Gene Ontology annotation, biological process: protein deubiquitination.
AUGCACGAUAAAAAUACUUCAGUUGUUUCAUACGCCGCCGGCGCCUCUCUCGCUGCCGCUGCGCUGAUCUAUGUGUUUGCGCCGAAUUUUUCCAUCGACCACGAUGCUACUAGUUCCAAGAAAAAGACGAUCGUCGGCUUAAGAAACCAGGCCAAUGACUGCUUUAUCAACUCGGUUCUGCAAGCUCUUGCUGGUCUGGGAGAGCUACGGGUGUAUCUGAUUCGCGAGACGCAUCGUCGCCAUAUCGAAGACCCUGCCGUAUAUGCCAGUCUUGUCCAACCGGAAGGUAAGGAGAUUCCGCAAUGGAAGCUUCAGGGUUUACAAGAGGGACUUGUCACACAAGGACUAAAAGAAAUGCUGGACGCGCUUAAUGAACGCCCCAUCUAUAAAAAGUCCAUAUCCCCGCAUCCGUUCGUUAAAGUCUUGGAGCAGGCCUUUAAACAGAGGAUCAGUCGCCAACAACAAGACGCGCAGGAAUUUCUUCAAAUCGUUGCCGAGCGACUCAAGGACGAAUACCAUUGCGGUCAACGAGCAAGAUUACACGUACGAAGACGUGGCUUGUUCCCUACCAAUAGCACUACCAAUAUCGACACGACAGCUGAAGAUCAAGGCAACGGAAAUGACAGUGACAAAUCUUCACAGGAACAACAUCCUACUACGAAUGGCGACAGCAACUCUGCCAUCGAACCAUCCGAGGAAACCGAGAUACCGCAGGUCGAAGGCCAAUUGCCUUUGGAGAUUGAGGAAGGCUUUCCAAUGGAAGGAAAAUAUGAGUCGCAUCUCAAGUGCUUGACAUGCAAUUAUAAGACUAAGCCCCGAGAGGAAACAUUCUGCACUAUCACGCUGGCUGUUCCUCAAGUAUCGGGCACGACGUUGAAUGCAUGCUUCGACGGCAUCUUUAAAUCCGAGACAAUCGAUGACUUCAAGUGCGAAAUGUGUCGAUUGCUACAAACAAAGGCGGGCCUGGAAGCCGAAAUGGCCAAGUCGACGUCAGAAAGUUUCAAGGCGCAAGCUCAGGAGAAUAUCGACAGACUCCAACAUACGAUAGACACAGAUCCCGAGAACCCGCCGGAAGAUCUCGAUCUUGGAGACAGCCGCUACGCGCCCAAGCGCAAAAUCGCAAAGACGACACGGAUGUCCAUAUUCCCAAAGAUUUUGGCUAUUCACUUGUCUCGCUCUAUUUACGACGUGGGACAAAUGACACAGAAGAACUCUGCCAAGGUAGUCUUCCCUGAGCAACUACCUCUUGGUGGCUUGAUGGAUCAAAAGAAAUACAAGCUGCUCGGCCUAGUAACCCACCGCGGUGGACAUAACAGUGGCCACUACGAAGCGUUUCGACGACAGAACGUUCCCGCACCCUUCUCCAACCCGAAUACUUUCCAGCCUUCGGAAGCAUUCAGCAAGACACCGACACCUAUGGGAACACCCGUGCUCGGUGGUAGACCAACACACAGCCCGGCCAUUUCCACUCCCGAUCUCCUGUCGGGCUCGUCUGGUAAUUCUUCAACGCCUUCUCUGGAUUCGUUGCCUCCGCCACCUAGGAGUGUCCCGUCUGAUCUACGUGGUUCGGCGAGCUUACCAGCAAUCGGCAAGCCAAAGGAUCCUGAAACCAGCAGCCUCCGUUCCGUGGCAGCUUCUACUAAAUCUGCCAUCUCCAAGCUCACAUCUCCCAAGCAGACUAACAGCAGCUCAACCACGCCCAAACUCGUGCCAUCCAAUGUCUCGAAACGAUCAAAAAAGCGCAAGACAACCUCAGACAAAUGGUGGCGCGUCAACGACGAAAAGGUCAAGGAGGCCAAGACGAGCGAAGUCUUGGGCAUGCAGAGAGAAGUCUAUCUAUUAUUUUACGAGCUCGACAAGGAAGACUCUUAG